This is a messenger RNA of Talaromyces atroroseus, 1302 nucleotides long. RefSeq lists its product as hypothetical. The transcript is spliced from 5 exons. The record is from RefSeq and is a predicted model, not a curated record. Bases 1 to 1302 code for a protein of 433 amino acids. Gene Ontology annotation, molecular function: copper ion binding; oxidoreductase activity. NCBI's taxonomy places the organism in Eukaryota, Fungi, Ascomycota, Eurotiomycetes, Eurotiales, Trichocomaceae.
AUGCGCUAUAACAUGCUGUCCGCGACCCUUCUGGGUGCGGCCGUCGGUGCUAUAGCCGGCCCUAUGCAGAACUACAGCAUGGCGCAAUGCGAGGCAAUGAUGAAUGACCGCUUGCCUUACACCAUUCCCAAUGGCUUUUCCUUUUCUGGCAACAUUCGUCGUUACUACGUUGCCGCUGAGGUCGACCAGUGGAACUACGCGCCUACCGGCUGGGAUAACUGGCUUGGUGUUCCGAUGAAUGAGUCUUUCCGCGCUCAAACCUGGGGCUACAUCCCUUCUAAUGAAAGCAUGGGCACCGUCUUCGACAAGGCUCUGUUCCGUGGCUACACCAACUCCUCUUUCACCGAAAAGACCGAGCAGCCCGCCUGGCAGGGUUACCAGGGUCCUACCCUCCGUGCGGAGGUGAACGACAUGAUUGAGAUUCUAUUUGUCAACAAGAUGGAUCACUUUUACGCCAGCAUGCACUCCAUGGGUCUCUACUACACCAAGGAGAGCGAGGGCAGCCAGUAUUAUAACGGCACAUCUUUCCCCACCGAAGGAGACGCUGUUCCCCCUGGUGGCUGUUUUGUGUACAAAUGGCUCGUCCCUGAAACCGAUGCUCCUAAUCCCGGCUAUCCUAGCAAGUUGUACUCGUAUCAUUCAUAUGUAAGCAUGUACCAGGACCAAGAUGCUGGUUUGAGCGGCCCCGUCAUCGUAUACAACCAGGGAAUGAUGGACAAGGUCAUGUCCCAGUACCGUGAAUUCACUGUCAUGUUUGGUGAUAACCAGGAGUCCAACUCCUUCCUCGCUCUUCAGAAUGUCAUGACGCGCCUACCUUCUCAGGCCGGAAAUGUCGCCAACCUCACGUACGAGUAUCCCACCAUCACUUCCACUGGAAACGUCAGUAUCUGGUAUCCGCAAUUGAUCAAUAACCCUCUGACCAACGUCACUACGACUAUGGCUCCAAACUUCUUUCCCAUAAACGGCUACAUAUUCGCCAACAACCCUUCUUUCGAAAUGUGCCAGUAUGAUAACGUUAUCUGGUACCUCUGGGACAUGGGUUUUGAUACCCAUGUUGCCCACUGGCAUGGUAACAACGUCGUAAUGAACGGUCUGGGCGCCGGUACCGUCACUCUCAACCCAGGACAGUCGAUCACCGUCACCAUGAACCCGGCAAGCUGGGGGUUUUGGCACUUUCUCUGCCACUUUAACACUCACUUGUCUAAGGGUAUGGAAGCCAUCUACCAAGUGUACCCCGUUAACUCAUGCCCCCUCUCACCCCUCGUGCCCUUGAACUCUACCUCUCAUCCACCACGACCAUAA